CAAACAAUCUCCCCCACUUCAAACCCCGUUCUGACCCUCUUCGUUCACCUCGACUCUGGUCUCCCAAGUCCGUUCACCACACUUGAAUCCAUUGCAACUGGAAUAAUUCCAUGAGGACAACAAGACUGAGUUCCAAAUAUUCCCGUAGCUGACGCGCUUGUGUUUCGUUCUUCAAUUAGAAGUGACCAUUGACGUCACUCAAUGUUCCAAGUUGCCGUCCAUCGACUCCAUUCCUAGCGUCAUCUGCGCUCAACUCACCACCAUAUGGCGCCGAACGUGGACCCAGCGAUCCUUGAGGCUCUGGGCCUGGAACCGACCAGCUCCAAGCUGGUUCCCAUCGGCGGCUCGUCCUUCUGCUCGACCUACAAGUUAGUCGCCACGAACAAUAGCGAGGACCUCUCCUUCUUCGUCAAGACGGGUAUUGGUCCCGAUGCCGAGAUUAUGUUCCGAGGCGAAUACACCUCCCUCAACGCCCUCCACUCCGCCGACCCGUCCCUCCACCUCUGCCCCCGCGCCCACGCCCACGGCCCCCUGCGCUCGUCCCCCGACAAACACUUCCUCGUAACCGACUACCUCGACUUCACCUCCUCCCCCCCUCCUGACGGCACAGGAACGGGCCUCUCGCUCGCAGCCAAACUCGCAAAACUCCACACCACGCCCGCCCCCAUCCCCCAUGACGAAGGGUUCUCAACCCCCCAGUUCGGCUUCCCCGUGCCCACCUGCUGCGGCGCCACGAUCCAGUCCAACACCUUCACCUCGUCCUGGUCCCAGUUCUACGCCGAGCACCGGUUGCGGUCCAUCCUGAGAGAAAUCAUGGGAACCCGCAAGAACGGUCCCGAGUCUAACUCUGACAAAGAGCUCGCCGACGCCGUGGAAAGAGUCGCCUCUGUCGUGGUGCCGCGAUUGCUUGGGGAGGGGCAUCUGAAAGGGGUUUAUCCCGUGGUGGUGCACGGGGAUCUGUGGAGUGGAAACCAUGGGCGCGGGCGGAUCGCGAAUGAAGAGGGGGUCGAGGAGGUGGUGUUUGACCCGUCGUGUGUGUACGGGCACUCCGAGUAUGAGUUGGGGAUCAUGCGCAUGUUUGGCGGGUUUGGGAGCGGGUUUUGGAGGGAGUAUGAGCGUUUGGUGUCCAGGGCGGAGCCGAAGGAGGAGUGGGAGGAUCGCGUAACUUUGUACGAACUGUAUCAUCACCUCAACCAUUACGCCUUGUUUGGCCGUGGAUAUCGGAGCGGUGCCAUGUCUAUCAUGCGGAAGUUGAUCUCCAAGUACGGAGGAGCUUCCGCCGCGCACCAGGAGUGAGGUGGUUCCAGGUUCCCACAACGGCAUGACCAGGG
Messenger RNA from Parathielavia appendiculata, 1331 nucleotides. Its product is annotated as Ketosamine-3-kinase. The record is from RefSeq and is a predicted model, not a curated record. NCBI's taxonomy places the organism in Eukaryota, Fungi, Ascomycota, Sordariomycetes, Sordariales, Chaetomiaceae. The transcript has 3 exons. Bases 265 to 1296 code for a protein of 343 amino acids.